This is a messenger RNA of Malus domestica (apple), 1005 nucleotides long. Its product is annotated as protein NTM1-like 9. Gene Ontology annotation, molecular function: DNA binding. Gene Ontology annotation, biological process: regulation of DNA-templated transcription. The record is from RefSeq and is a predicted model, not a curated record. Lineage: Eukaryota; Viridiplantae; Streptophyta; Magnoliopsida; Rosales; Rosaceae.
CACAAGCUCAAAUACUUGGAAAAACACUAGUCAACUUUCAAAAAUCGAGUGAUUUGAGUGAUAAGUGUGUCUUUGAUGAGCGUAUAUAAAAGCAACUUCACUCAUUCUGCUUCCCCACACAAUCCAAAACACUGAUCAAUAAUCACAGUUCAAAGUUGAGGGAGAGAGAUGAGCAGCAGCAGCAGCAGCAUCACAACUGAAGGAGGAGAUGCAGUGCAUGCGAAUGUGAUCCUACUACCUUCGGUCAGAUUCAAACCCACUGAUGAGUUGCUGGUCAGCUACUACUUGAGGAGCAAGAUACAGGGCACCGACUCCCUCUUCCGCCACACCAUCCCUGAAAUCGAUGUCUGCAAGUACGAGCCCUGCGAUCUUCCUGCAUUCUUCCCAGAAGAUCAUGAGAAGGAGUGGUUCUUCUUCAGCCGGCCCGACUACAAGUACAUCAACAGCACUCGCUGCAACCGGGCCACGGAUCAAGGCUUUUACAAGAUCACAGGGAAGGAGCGUGAGAUCAGGGCUGAAGAAUCCAAAGCUGUGAUUGGGAAGAAGAGGAUUCUGACCUUUUACGAAGGUCGUGUGCCGAAAUCAAAGAAGACCGAUUGGGUAGUCCAUGAGUAUUAUCUCACAAAAAUUGAGGUGGGUUCUAGACCCACCAAGCAGAUGGACUUUGUCCUCUGGCGCCUGAAGAACAAGUCAGCUAGUUAUAAGAAGCCGAAAGAUGAUCCAAUCCACGGCGAAUUAGCUGAUUCAGGUGCUAACUCGGAAGAUGAUCAAGCUGCUGUGAGUGAUGUGAUUGCAGAGCCAGUGGAACAUCUGGGAUACUUCUUUGAUAACCUUCAGAUUGAAACUCUGAUCUCUAGUAAGUAUUGCUUUAAUUAAUUUCCCUGCAUUAGCUGCUGCGUUCCUGUGCAGCAUUUCUUCUUUUUUCUGUACUCCUUUCAUGUAGUAUUGCUGUUAAUGUUGUUUAUUUAAAACCUUUCAAUUUCAGUGGAAUUUUGUGUUAUAUUC